Molecule: messenger RNA, 284 nt
Organism: Staurois parvus
Lineage: Eukaryota; Metazoa; Chordata; Amphibia; Anura; Ranidae
Source: the annotation of a GenBank genome assembly
AGCAGGGGCGGACUGACCAUUUGGAAACUCAGGCACUGCCCGAGGGCCCGAGGUCAGUAGGGGGCCCCAUGAGAUGCCCCUGGUACCUUUUUCAUAGGCUUUUUUGAGUUUGGGCAAGGACACAGGGGCCUCAUGAUCCCCUCUUGCCCGGGGGCCCCAUGAGUUGUCAGUCUGCCCCUGCCUGUCAGCAUAUCUGCUUGCUCAUACACAUAUCUGCUUGCUCAUACAGUAUGUACUGGGCAAGCAGAUAUACUGACAAGAAGAAUCAAUGAACUACCAUGGCA